Molecule: messenger RNA, 3612 nt
Organism: Tachyglossus aculeatus (Australian echidna)
Lineage: Eukaryota; Metazoa; Chordata; Mammalia; Monotremata; Tachyglossidae
Gene: ARHGAP1
Product: Rho GTPase activating protein 1
Exons: 13
Coding region: 355-1668 (437 amino acids)
Biological process (GO): negative regulation of endocytic recycling; small GTPase-mediated signal transduction
Cellular component (GO): cytoplasm
Molecular function (GO): GTPase activator activity
Source: RefSeq, a predicted model, not a curated record
CUCUCCCCACCUUCAAAGCCUCAUUAAGGUCGCAUCUCCUCCAAGAGGCCUUCUCCGAAUAAGCCCUCUUUUCCCGGACUCCCCCUCCUUCUGCGUCGUCUCUGCGCUUGGAUCUGGAAGGGAGGCGGUUCGGAGCCUGGCCCGGCCCUCCCUGCAGCCAGCUGGAGGAUUGGCGGGACUUGUGGCAUCGGGUGCCACCCUCGCCCCCGGCUGCCUCCUUGGCAAAAUCUCCGAUCUGUGGGAGGACAGGAAGAGCCUAGGGCCGCAGGGGCCUCCCUUUGAGGAACGGGGGGCCCAAGUUUAUCGGGCAGACGCCGUUGCGGGUGACUGCGUGAAGCAGGCCGCCGCGGGGCCAUGGAUCCACUGUCGGACCUGCAGGACGAGCUGCCGUUUGAAGACCCCAGUCAGGCCCUGAACCAGCUGAAGCUGGCCUCCAUCGACGAGAAGGACUGGCCCUCGGAUGAGCUGCCCGACUUCCCCAAGUCAGAUGACUCAAAGAGCAGCUCCCCAGACCCUGUCACUCACCUGAAAUGGGACGACCCCUACUACGACAUUGCCCGGCACCAGAUCGUGGAAGUGGCAGGGGAUGACAAGUAUGGACGGAAGAUCAUUGUGUUCAGUGCCUGUCGAAUGCCUCCCAGUCACCAGUUGGAUCACGUCAAACUCUUGGGGUACCUGAAACACACCCUGGACCAGUACGUGGAAAGCGAUUACACCCUCCUCUACCUGCACCACGGCCUGACCAGUGAGAACAAGCCCUCGCUCAGCUGGCUCCGUGAUGCCUACCGGGAGUUUGACCGCAAAUACAAGAAGAAUAUCAAGGCCCUGUACAUCGUGCACCCCACCAUGUUCAUCAAAACUUUGCUCAUCCUCUUCAAGCCCCUCAUCAGCUUCAAGUUUGGGCAGAAGAUCUUCUACGUGAACUAUCUGAGUGAACUGAGCGAGCACGUGAAGCUGGAGCAACUGGGCAUCCCUCGUCAAGUGCUCAAGUACGAUGACUUCCUCAGAUCGACACAGAAGGUCCCGUCAACAGCCCCCAAGCCCACCCCUCCACGGCCCCCCUUGCCCAACCAGCAGUUUGGCAUGUCGCUGCAGCACCUCCAGGAGAAGAGCGCUGAUCCCGAGCACAUCCCGGUGGUCCUCAGAGAGACCGUUGCCUAUCUGAGGGCACACGCUCUCACCACUGAGGGGAUUUUCCGGAGAUCAGCGAACAUCCAGGUUGUCCGUGAGGUGCAGCAGAAAUACAACAUGGGGCUGGCGGUGGACUUUGAACAGUACGAGGCCAUGCACCUGGCCGCCGUCAUCCUCAAGGCCUUCCUGCGGGAACUGCCCGAACCCCUGCUCACGUUCAACCUCUAUCCCUUUGUCGCGGGCUUCCUCAACAUAGAGGAGAGCCAGCGAGUGGAGGUGACACGCCAGGCCUUGCAGACGCUGCCCAAGGAGAACUACCGGGUGCUGCACUUCCUCAUGGUCUUUCUGGCCCAGGUGUCCUCCCAUAGUGAGCAGAACAUGAUGAACAACACUAACCUGGCGAUAGUCUUCGGCCCCAACCUUCUGUGGGCUAAGGACAUGGCGCUGACCCUCCAGGCCAUCAACCCCAUCAACAGCUUUACCAAGUUCCUGCUGGAUCAUCAGGAGGAGCUGCUCCCUGCGAGGGAGGGACCCUGAGCAGUCGCCUCGCCCUCCCCCUGCCCCUCCGCCUCUUGUCUCUGGGCUCACCCAACCCCGCCCUCCUCCCCUCCCGUCUCGCCGACCCCGCUCCCCUCUCCUUGGGGUCCCAGCCCGGGGGCUCUCGGCUGCCGCGAAGGUGGGUUGCUCAGCAGAAUGGGGGUUCUCGGGGAGCCCGGGGAAGGAGCAUUUCCUCCCGCCCGGGGAUGGUGACCCGCUCGGCCCAAGCCCGGCCGCCCAUCCCGGGCACGGCUGGUCCCUUGGGGCCAUUGCUCGUGCAAACGUUCCUUCUCUCACCAGCUGUAAUUACGUGCCACCCCUGCUCCUGAGCCAGGGACCUCCCUGGUACCUCUUCAGGGUCCGGGGACCCAGUCUCAGAAGCAGGAAAGAUGACAUCCGGUGGAAGAGUUGCCCUGAAAACCAACCCUCUUCUUCCUCCUGGCCGGGGACCCCUUCCCCAUCCCACCGUGGCCUCCAUCCCGCCAUUUCCUUGGUGACCGUGGAUGACGUCAACCGUGGCCCGAGGCCAUGGGUUGGUUGUGUCAUCUCCUCUUGCCAGGGAAAUGUUGAUCUCCCGGGAUUGGUUCCGAUGUGGGCGGGAGGUGGGAGGGCCUUUCCGAGGGAGGCUGUUCUUCUUGGAAGUUCCACCCCGUUCUUCCUGUCCGAGAAGCGCCCAACUGCCAGGUGGGGAAUGUCUGGACGGCCCUGUCCUCCCCAUCCCCGCAGUCCGGUCAGUCCCCGCUCGGGUCAGCCUCGAUACGGGGGCGACUCGUGAGGCCGGUUCACCUGGGGGACCAGUGGAGGGUUUAAGCCUUCUCAGCUCCUCAGGCAGAGGGGCAGUUUGGCAUUCCCUCGCCAAGGCAGGUGGUCCAAGGGAUCCCGCUGGGGCUUUGUCCUGUCUCUCUGUCCCUCACAUAUGCUCCCAGCUGCCACAGCCACGGGUCGUCUUUAUCCUUUCCCGGUUUUCUUCUCCCGCCCUCCUCCAUCCCCUUUGGGACCAGUGAAUUGGUAUCGAAGCCUCCCAGCUUUUGACCACUCUUCUCUCCUCCCCAGCUCAGGGUUCCCCUGCCCGAGGGGAGUGAGGAGGGAUGACGAUGUGUCCAAGUCCCGGGCAGGACCUGGGUGGAACCUCCGUGACUCUCGUGGGUCAGACCUGCCCGCAGGGUGGCCCGGGAGCGGAUCCCUUCUUGCCAAAUCUGCCCUUGGGAGUUCCGAGAGCUCUCCUUCAGCCGGGGCCUCCCCGCCUGGCGGGACGCUCCCAUGGCCACCGCUGUGCUCUCCAAUAGUCCCAACGGGGAGUUGUGGACUUUGCGGAGGGGCCCCCGACGGGCUUUCACGGAAUUCCUCCCUCCUCAGUCCUCCGUCCGGUUCCAUCCCUUCCCAGACACCGACAGGAAAGUGCCUGCCCCGUGCCACCCACCACCCUGCCCGAGAAAGGGCAGGAGUUGCCCGGCACUGUGGCCUUGCAUCCCUUUCUCUUGUCGUGGCCUUCUCUGACCCCCGUGGAGUGUUUCUGUGAUCUCCACACCCUGCUCUGCUGCCUCGGGGGAUGGAUCCCACCUGUGUCUCUUCUCUCGGGGGGCGCAGGCCCCCGCGUGCUGAAUCGUGGGGUUCAUCGGCCUCUAGCCAUACGACCAGACCUUUUCGCCCUCUCUCCCUGUUGGUAUACUCUGAGUAUUGCUUACGGCCCCUGUUUGUGGGGAAGCUUUUUGGAUUUGAUCUCGUCCCACCCCUCCCUUGCACCUCUCCAGGGUGUGGGUGGCCGGGUGGGCCAUCCCGAGAAUGCGUCGGGGGGCCGCCUCCCUCCUCCCUCCCCCCUUCCUGCUGGCCCCCACUGCCGAGGGGCUUGUACUGUGAAAAAAGUUCACACUCGUACUCAGCACCAGUUGUGUAUCUCACCGUUGGCACUUUUUGUAUUUCAAUAAAAAUGGAAGUGGGAAACCC